Sphaerodactylus townsendi is the source of this 491-nucleotide messenger RNA. RefSeq names its product zinc finger protein RFP-like. The record is from RefSeq and is a predicted model, not a curated record. NCBI's taxonomy places the organism in Eukaryota, Metazoa, Chordata, Lepidosauria, Squamata, Sphaerodactylidae. Bases 9 to 491 code for a protein of 160 amino acids. The transcript has 2 exons. Gene Ontology annotation, molecular function: zinc ion binding.
UGGCAGCCAUGGCGACCACGCGUCUCGUCGAGGAGUUCUGCAGCCACGCAAAAUGUCCCCUCUGCCUCGAAUACUUCAAAAAUCCAGUCACCCUGGACUGUGGGCACAAUUUCUGCCAAGCCUGCCUCGCCCAAUGCUGGGGGGAAUCUAACAAGGCUGCUUCCUGCCCUCAGUGCAGAGAAACGGUUCAGAAGAGGAACUUCAAGCCCAACCGACCCCUGGCAGGCAUGGUAGAAAUCAUCAAGAAGCACCAGGAGGGAGAAAGAGAAGGAGGAAAUCAGGAAAUGUGCGAGAGGCACCGGGAACCCUUGAAACUCUUCUGCAAGGACGACGAAGCCCCCAUCUGUGUGGUGUGUGACCGGUCAAAGAGCCACCACAAUCACAGCGUUCUACCUGUGGAGGAGGCGUCCCAAGAGUUCAAGUGCUGCUCUGUAGGGCCUGCCUCGUGCCACCACCUCUCACGCUGCAGGAGGCAGGGAAACCCCUUCUGA